Molecule: messenger RNA, 774 nt
Organism: Zasmidium cellare ATCC 36951
Lineage: Eukaryota; Fungi; Ascomycota; Dothideomycetes; Mycosphaerellales; Mycosphaerellaceae
Exons: 1
Coding region: 1-774 (257 amino acids)
Source: RefSeq, a predicted model, not a curated record
AUGACCCCACCAAGCACCCGCCCCCUCCGCCUCGGCAUCCUCGUCCCCUCCUCCAACACCGCCCUCGAACCGCUCACAACCCAACUCCUCCUCCCCCUCCACCCCACCCUAACAGUGCACUUCUCGCGCUUCCCCGUCACCCAAAUCGCCCUAACACCCAGCGCCCUCUCGCAAUUCGACGACACCAAAAUCCUCGCCGCCGCCGUCCUCCUCGCAGACGCCGCCGUCGACGUGAUAGGAUGGAGCGGGACGAGCGCGGGGUGGUUGGGCCUGGAAGCGGAUAGGAGGUUGUGUGCGCGGAUCAAGGAGGUUACGGGCGUGCAGGCGACGACGAGUGUGUUGGGGUUGUGUCAUGUGUUGGAGGAAGUUAUGGGUGAGGGGGAGAGGAGGUUUGGGCUCGUGACGCCGUAUUUGGAUGAUGUGCAGGAUGCGAUCUUGAAGACGUUCUCGGCGGAGGGGUAUGAGAUUGUGGCGGAGUCGCAUUUGCGACGGACGGUCAAUGUGGAGUUUGCGGAUGUGGAUGAGGAGACGCUUGAUCGGCAGAUGGAGCAUGUCAUGGAGAGGAUUAAGGAUGAGGAUGUGAAGGUUGUGUCGACGUUUUGUACGAAUUUGCGGUCGGCGCAGAGGGUAUCGGUCUGGGAGGAGAAGUAUCCAGGGUUGAUCGUGGCGGAUACGGUCGCGACUGUGAUCUGGGAGAUGUUGAGGAUGGUUGGGCUGGAGACGAGUAUCGUGAAGGGAUGGGGGAAGAUGUUUGACAUCAAGACCUCAAAAUGA